AGGAUGGUAGACGAAGAAGAGUUACAGUUUCACGAGGAAUACAUGAACGAAAAAGAUCCUAGCAUCCUCCAUUUCCUGUUAGCGUCUGGUGAUGAGGUGUCAAGCAAGCAACUCCGUGAUGACCUCAUGACAAUGCUUAUUGCUGGACACGAGACAUCUGCAGCAGUGCUCACUUGGACAUUUUAUCUGUUGUCCAAGGAGCCUAGUGUCAUGGCCAAACUUCAAGAUGAGGUCGAUUCAGUUCUGGGGGAUAGGUUUCCAACCAUUGAAGAUCUAAAGAAACUCAGAUACACAACUCGUGUGAUUAAUGAAUCUUUAAGACUAUACCCACAGCCACCCGUCUUGAUUCGUCGUUCUAUUGAUGAGGACGUACUUGGAGGUUACCCAAUAAAAAGGGGUGAAGACAUUUUCAUUUCUGUUUGGAACUUGCAUCGGUGCCCCAAUCAUUGGGAAGAAGCUGAUAAAUUCAAUCCUGAGAGGUGGCCUUUAGAUGGACCUAACCCAAAUGAGACAAACCAAAAUUACAGUUAUCUGCCCUUUGGUGGAGGACCAAGAAAAUGUGUUGGAGACAUGUUUGCCACAUUUGAGAAUAUAGUGGCAGUUGCAAUGCUUGUCCGACGAUUUGAUUUUCAAAUGGCUCUUGGAGCUCCUCCUGUUAAAAUGACAACUGGGGCUACAAUCCACACUACGGAAGGAUUAAAUAUGACCGUAACACGAAGAACAAGACCUCCAGUGGUGCCCAACUUGGAGAUGGCAACAUUAGAAGUAGAUUCAUCUGUGAAUAGUUCAGACAUCAACUCGGUGUCAAACCAAAGAGCAGAAACUGAAGCUUCUACUGUUCGGUCCUAAUAGAACCGAAUACUAGCGACAGUAUAUAUUUAAACCAGGGAACUAAGUCCUACACAAUUUUUAUUCAUCAUUGGGACCUUGGAAGCUCAUGAGUUGAAGUCAUCAAGAAAAGGAAGUCCAUAAUUCUAAGUUAUGUUGCUGUAAGCAUUUAUAAGGUGGAUCCUUAUAGGCAACAAUCUCAUUAGAAUUGAAUCCACUUCUGGUGGCCUAUACCUGUAUUCUUCUCGAGCCUUGAAAUGAUCAGAUUUCAUUUCAAUUGAGCUCUCUGAUGUUGUAAUCAUCAAUCCUUUAGCACUUUUUUUCUUGUAAUUGGUAACGUAUGGAAAAGCGCCAUGAACAAGAAGUAUGCUUGAAAAUAUGGAAGCCAGUAAGAGCGUAUUAGGUUAUGAUUUCAUGGCGCGACUUAAUAAGACGUUUCGACUA
Nicotiana tabacum (common tobacco) is the source of this 1272-nucleotide messenger RNA. NCBI's taxonomy places the organism in Eukaryota, Viridiplantae, Streptophyta, Magnoliopsida, Solanales, Solanaceae. The record is from RefSeq and is a predicted model, not a curated record.